AUGGCUGAACAGAUCGAGAAAAAGGUUGUGGAUCUGCUGGUCGACAACGCCGAGAACGACGCUGCUGACGCCGUUGUCCAGGCCGCCGCCGGUCUGGCUGAGAAGGCCGCCGAGGGCAUUGUCAAUGCUGUCAAGGGCCCCAUUGAGGAGGCCAUCGAGGCUCCUGUUGCUGGUGAGGAGAAGGAGUCCAAGGAGGAGUCCAAGGAGGAGUCCAAGGAGGAGUCCAAGGGGGAGUCCAAGGGGGAGUCCAAGGAGGAUUUCAAGGAGGAGUCCAAGGAGGCUGCUCCUGCCACCGAGGAGAAGCCUGCUGCCGAGUCCAAGGCUGAGACCAAGGAGGAGCCCAAGACUGAGGAGCCUGCUGCCCCCGCCAAGCCCAAGGAGCCCGUCACCGACGCCGAAGCUCCCAUUCUCAAGCAGGUGGAGUUCUACUUCUCCGACCAGAACCUGCCCACCGACAAGUUCCUGUGGAAGGCCGUCCACAGCAACGACGGCUGGGUGCCCAUUCACACCAUUGCUUCCUUCAAGCGAAUGCAGCAGUUUGCCAACCCCGAGGCUGAGGAUCCUCUGGCCGUGAUUGUCUCUGCUCUGCGAAAGUCGCCCUCUCUUCUGGAGGUGUCUGAGGAUGGCACCAAGGUCAAGCGAGUCAAGGCUCUGCAGGCUCCCGAUGACAAGUCCAAGGACGAGGCCAACGCCCGAACCGUCUACGCCAAGGGCUUCCUGCCCGAGGACAAGGUCCCCACCAAGGAUACCCCUGCCUCCGAGCUUGGCGCCCCCCUGACCCGAGAGGAGGAGCUUGCUCUGCAGAUUGAGAUUGAGAAGUUCUUCGAGGGCUACGGCAAGAUUGUGCAAGUGCGACUCCGACGACGAACCGAGCAGCAGAACCGGUUCAAGGGCUCCGUGUUCGCCGAGUUCGAGAAGCUCGAGGACGCCACCAAGUUCCUGGCCCUUGAUCCCAAGCCCACCUUCCAGGGCCGAGAGCUCAAGACCAUGUCCAAGCCCGCCUACUGCGAGAUGAAGAAGGCCGAGCUGGGCUUCACCGACGGUGCCAACGGCAAGCGGGGUCCCCGAAAGUUCAACGGCUUCAAGGACAAUGAGUCCCGAAAGCGAGGCAACGACGACGACGACAACGGAGACAACAAGCGACAGCGAGGUAACCCUCGACGUGGUCGUGGUGGACGAGGUCGAGGCCGAGGCGGCCGAGGCCGAGGAGGACGAGAUUAG
Molecule: messenger RNA, 1221 nt
Organism: Yarrowia lipolytica CLIB122
Lineage: Eukaryota; Fungi; Ascomycota; Dipodascomycetes; Dipodascales
Biological process (GO): RNA processing
Cellular component (GO): nucleus; ribonucleoprotein complex
Molecular function (GO): RNA binding
Source: RefSeq, a predicted model, not a curated record